CUCUGAUCGUUAACAAUGAGCAAAGAUCAUCACCUCCAAGUCACAUUCCUAGAACGGAGGGUGAAGACACAGGGCUGGGCCACAGUGAAGAGGAUUCCAUCAGCAGCACCCGCGCCCUAGUGAAUUUGUGGCCUGUGCUCUCACCUAGUGAUGGACCUGGACGAAACAAUGACCACGUCCACUUCUUCCUCACCGUCCGCACUGCACGACACCAUCGACAUCGACGAAGGGUUCGAAGACGACAGCCUCUACCCGGAAGACAUGAACAACGACAACGACGGCGACAACUCUCAGAGCGACCGCCCUCACACUCCCGCGAACGACCACCUCAACGCAGCCGCCCCGGGCGAACUGUCACCCCCGCGAUCGCAGAGGCAAAGCCAAAUCGAAGACCUACAGCAGCCCGCGUCACAAGCAAUGGCCAACGGCACCGCCACGCGCAGCUCGGCGAGGGUUGCAGCCAUGCAGUCAAAAUCCGAGGCAGAAGGCCAAGCGCAGGUAGCUUCCACAACGGAUGAUCGAGAUGGCCGCGGCAAGCCUGGCUGGGCGUGGCGCAACAAAAAGGCACAGGAAGAGAGGCAGCGUGCGUGGGAAAACAUUGUCGACCGGGAUUUCAGUCUCAAGGAGUUUGGGGAUGUCAUGUUGCAGGGCAAGGCGCAAGUAUCUGGAUGAUGGUGAUGUGAUACGAAAACAAUCAAGGAGCAAUAUGCGGAUAUGCCUGAUGAGCAUGGAAAUAUGGUUUACUCUGGUUUCAUUUGCAUGGCGAAGGCGCACCAGAUAAGGAGAUGGCAUUCAUAUGGAGGGCGCUAGAAGACUUGUGUCUAUGGGACCGGACGAGCAUUCGCAGUACCUCUAUUCUGGAACAAAGCUCCUGAUGAUUUAUGCACUCAUUGCAACUACACCAUAUGCUUGGCCGAAACACGCCUAUCCCGUACCAUACCUUUAACUUUUCACCCUAUCAUCUCACCAUCUCUUGACGGCAGUGCAACAGAACAAAACCAGGGAGUUACAGGGCGUUAUUCUGACGUCACGCAUCUCCAGUCCUUCUGGAAGCAUGGUUUCUUGAUAUGCCCAACCACACGACCCGGUCCCCCAGAUGUCAUCCAGCGCACUUACUUGUCCACUCUAGCUAUAAUGUCCCCCGCUACGGAAGGAGACGCUCCGCCUCGAGCAUCAGAGAGUCAUAGAACGAUCCCGUACGACAUCAACGACGACACGCUACGGCCAGCACGGCGACACGCCUUGAUCCACGCCCCCGGACGCAUACAAGGCUGGCGUGCCGUGUCCGCUGAUAGUCGCGCUGCACGAGAAAGGGCAACCAGCCCCAGAAUUCGAGCAUCACACUCAGCUGUCCAAUGCAGUGCUCAACCCGGACGCCAUCGUCGUGUACCCUGAGGGAGUGAAGUUACAGUGGACCGCGACCGUCGGUUUCGUCAACGUGCUGCUAGACCACGUCAUGCGCGACCUACGCUGUGGAUGCCACGCGGGUAUACGUCGCGGGGUUCAGCAACGGCGGAGGGCUCGCUGCGCUGCUGGCAUGCGACCCGCGAGCGUCCGGCCGCAUCGAUGGGGUCGCCGUGUCUACAGCCGCGGUCUACCGGGACGAGGCGCUCAAGGAGCCUCUGUUCAGCAAAUGCAACCCCUUCACGCCUCCCGGUCCCCAUCCUCGAGUUCCACGGCGAUGCAGACCCCGUGAUCCCCUACGAGGGCAAAACCACGCCGGACGGGCCGACGUACGACGUUUAUGAGUGGCUGCAAGGCUGGGCGAAGAGGAACGGACGUGUCGAUCUGGAGGGCAAGCACAGCUUCCUGCACGGCGGCAAAGUUGAGAAGAAUGUUUGGAGUACCACGGGUAAGGCGCACGGAACGAGCAGCAUGUGCAGGGUGUGAUUGAGCAUUUACAAAAUCGCUGGCUUCGGUCACGGAUGGCCGUCACGGUAUCCGCUCAACAAUGACAGCCAGGAACGACACGGUCCAACGUACUUUGACGCGACCCCGCUGGUGAUGGAGUUCUUUGGGAGAUUCAAGCGUACUGAAGCAUAGAGCAUCGUAUUAGAAAAGCAAGACUAAAGUAGACAGGUGAUAUUCGUGCC
Cladophialophora immunda is the source of this 2093-nucleotide messenger RNA. RefSeq lists its product as uncharacterized. Bases 151 to 672 code for a protein of 173 amino acids. The transcript has a single exon. The record is from RefSeq and is a predicted model, not a curated record. NCBI's taxonomy places the organism in Eukaryota, Fungi, Ascomycota, Eurotiomycetes, Chaetothyriales, Herpotrichiellaceae.